Chelmon rostratus (copperband butterflyfish) is the source of this 2265-nucleotide messenger RNA. RefSeq names its product neural proliferation, differentiation and control, 1a (gene npdc1a). The transcript is spliced from 9 exons. The coding region runs from base 214 to 1227 and encodes 337 amino acids. The record is from RefSeq and is a predicted model, not a curated record. Gene Ontology annotation, cellular component: membrane. NCBI's taxonomy places the organism in Eukaryota, Metazoa, Chordata, Actinopteri, Chaetodontiformes, Chaetodontidae.
UAGCCCUGUCGCGGAUUACAGAGCUCUGUGUGUGGACAGACUGCUCCCCGGUGCGACCUGGUCGGCUUAUCGCCGUGUGUACAUCGCGCGGCCGCUUCCUCGCUUAGAAAAACAAAACAAAACAAAAACACAACCUUAAAAGAAAAGUGAUGGGGGAAUGACAACAACCCCCGUCCCCGUCUACGGUUCUCCGUCCCCGAGAAGACCCCAAGGAUGCUGUUGCUCUCCAGCCCGCGGAGCGGACGCCAGCGCCGGGCCUCGCUGCUGGUGCUCGCCGCGGUCCUGCUGUGCGUCGUCCCCGUCAUUGCGAGGCUUCCAGCUGGCGGUAAUUGCCCUCUCCACAUAGACUGUACCAAGGAGAGACGCCACUUCUGCAGGCCCGGCUCCUCCCACUGUGGUCCCUGCCUCUACCCAUUCGAGGAGAACAAGGACGGACGCUGCGUGGCGAGGAAGAGGCCCCAUCAGCAUGGAAAAGUGACAUUCUACCCAGAACUAGAUGAAGAGAUCGAUUACCUUCACUCUGCCAUCGAAAAACAGGAAGUGAUAGAGAUAAAACCACCAGAAAAGCAGUCCAAGCAUCCGGCUGCCAUCACCUCCCAGACAGAUGCUAAAAAAAGCCAGACAGAUGCCUCCAAACACAAACAGCAAAGCCUGGGUCGUCUCUCAAGUGAAGCCCUGCGUGCCACCACCAGAGCCCCGCACCCCGCAGUUUCUGCCCUCCCUAACACACCGACCCCCCAGCCCUGGGCCACUGGAGUCGGGGACCGAGGUGGUCCUAUAGCUGUGCCGGCACCCAGGAAUGACAACAUUAUUGUCAUUGUGAUCUCGCUGUGUGUGGUGGUGGGCAGCGUGGCAGUGAUCCUCGCAACUGUCUGUUACGUCAAGUUUCAGAGAGAAUCACGUCUGACUCAGAAGGUCGACUACCCUGCUUUCAGAGGGGCGGGUGUGCCUGCUGCCACAGUCAACGGUACCCCGAUGGGAGAUAAGACUCUGGCUGAAAGUGCCCAAAUGUAUCACUACCAGCAUCAGAAACAGCAGAUGCUGUCACUGGGAAAUAACAAACCAGAACAGAAAGUCCCUGACACCGAGGUCCCAUCAGAUGAGGAAGACAUGGGAGGAGAUUUCACAGUAUAUGAGUGCCCGGGACUUGCACCAACUGGAGAAAUGGAAGUGAAAAAUCCUCUGUUUGAUGACUCGACUUUACAUUAUCAAGGGAAUCACAAGUGAAUGCUGAACACUUAACACACACACACGCUCACCUACAGACAUACACACAGGCACACAAGCCGUUUCUCUGGAAGAAGCCACUUGGUCUUACACUGCAUGCUUAGAAAUGGAUGAUCCUGGCAGAGGAGAAGGUGAUAAAAAUGAUUAUUUUCUUGGUGGACCUUUACUAUAUUUGCCCAGAGUAUGGAUUUUAAUACUACAAAUGUAUGUUGGGUUCCUUGUUAAUUUAUUUCUGUCACCGUUUUGGAGCAUUACUGUCUUUUAGAAUAAGGUUUUCAGUUUGCUCCUGGAUCAUGUCCCUUUAGGUGUUUUGUCCCGUUUAAAUCUCUGAGUUUAGAUUUUCUCAUCCAUCUUUGUUAUUUUCUCUCAUUUCCUCAGCUAUUUCCAAAGAAUGUGAUACAAUAGCAGACAUGUGUAUGACACAGACACACAUACAUAAGCUGAGAGACAAGUGCCCUCCCUUGUUUUGUCAUGCAUAGCUAGUGGCUGAACCACAUUCCUAACAGAUAGCCAGGAAAUACUUCAAAUCCUAUCUCUGUGAUAACGCUGUAAAAACUCCCAAACACAACACAAGGUUCAGCAUUAACCUGUUACCGUCGCUGUUGCUCAUUUUAUUUCUUGUCAUAUAAGCUGCACAUAAAGAUUUUAAGAUUAUAGAGUAUAAAUAUAUAUGAAAAUGAAGUACUUGAUGAUUUGUUUGCAUGGUUUGACUGUACUGUGUUUGAAUCACUGCAAUGCUUUAAUGAAUUAUUCUCACUCCUGUAUGUAUGCAUCCCGUGGCUGGAGGAGGGAAUGUACAGUAAAAAAAAGGUGAUCUCUGAGCACUCUGACAUUUUUGGAGACAGACUAUACUGGUGGAUGUGUAGGUGGUAAAUAUCACUAUCUUGGAUUGUCCCUCUUUCCUCUCUGUCCUCUUCUGUCCCAAGUUAACUCUGUGCUGCAAAAUGUACAUAAAAAGAGUGAAAGUGUUCACUUUUUAUAGAUAUUUGUACAUGCAGACCAAGGAUUGGAAUUAAAACUUUUUACCACAUGUGAAAA